Miscanthus lutarioriparius is the source of this 321-nucleotide messenger RNA. Lineage: Eukaryota; Viridiplantae; Streptophyta; Magnoliopsida; Poales; Poaceae. The record is from the annotation of a GenBank genome assembly.
AUGACGCCGCUGGUGGGGAUGCUGCCGUGCACGGACUACCUGACCAACAUCACCGUGCUGACGCCCCCCGGCGAGUGCUGCGACGGGCUCAAGUCCGUCAUCAGGGACGCGCCCAUCUGCCUCUGGCAGGGCAUGAACGGGGACAUGAACCAGUUCUUGCCCAAGCCCGUGGACCCGAUCCGCAUGCUCAUCCUCCCGCUCGCCUGCGGCACCGUGCUGCCGCUCCAAACUCUCUUCGCAUUCAACUCGCAACAGGUGCCGCCGAUAAUGCCUCCUACGCCAGCAGAGCCGCCGGUGACAACUCCUUCAGCGUCACCGUAG